GUUGCAGUAGUGUAGAGUAUGCAGUACUGAGUACACGUGUGUAGCUGUCAAAGGAGCGUUUAUCCGUCAAUACCCACUCCCAUGACAUUGAAUUGCACUGUUCGGUGUUUCCUACGCAAUAAUGGCUGAUGCGUUCAGCAGCAGCUCGGAAACGGUAAUUCAGCGCGCUGUAGACGUAACGGUGAAGACAAAUACCCCUCUGGAAAAGCUGGAAGAGUUGUAUCAGAUAAAGAAGACGUGCGACUUCAUCAAUGAGCGUCAGUUUGAAAAGGUUGCUCUGCAGUUUCCGGAUGAGCUUCUGGUGGAUUCAGUUGCAGUAGCAGUGGAGAUUGAGAGAAACAGCAAUGCCAAGCCAUUUAUUUUGGGAGAUACAUCCUAUGGCAGUUGCUGUGUGGACGAGGUAGCAGCAGAGCACGUCGGAGCCGACUGCAUUGUGCACUAUGGCAGCGCUUGCCUCAGCCCGUCCAAAAGGCUGCCCUUGAUGUACGUCUUUGAGAGGAGACCAGUGGAUCUUGAGAAGUGCGCUUCUGCCUUCAGAGAUCUCUACCCUGACAAGCAGAGUCACAUCAUCCUCCUCUAUGAUGUCAACUAUGUUCAUGCCAUAAAUGAUCUUCAGACACUCCUUUCACCAGAGUAUCCAAACCUUGUCAUCUCAGAACUUGUUGUUGAAGGGGAGCAGUGCUACAGUCACGGCUGGAUUAAAAGACACCGUAAUGACACCUGUCUUUCAGAGCGAGAGGUUACCUGUCAGUUUGGAAGACAGCUCUCCUUGAAGAGUGGUUUAAGCAUUUCGGAUUACAGUAUGUUCUAUGUAGGCCAAGAGGGAGCAACCCUGAGAAACUUCAUGAUGACUUGGAAUCGCUGCUCAUUCUGUUCUUUUGACCCCAUAACAAUGACGGGGAGGGCUGAGUCAGUAAGUAUCAACAGAGCACUGAUGAAGCGAUAUUACGCUAUAGAAAGGGCCAAAGAUGCCAGUGUGGUCGGCAUCCUGGUCGGCACACUCGGAGUGGCCGACUACCUCACCGUCAUCGAGCAGUUGAAGGAGACCAUCUGCAGAGCUGGCAAGAAGAGCUACAUGUUUGCCAUGGGGAAACUGAACGUGCCCAAACUAGCAAACUUUCUGGAAAUUGACAUUUUUGUGCUAAUUGCAUGUCCUGAGAACUCACUGCUGGACUCAAGUGAGUUCUAUAAACCUGUAGUAACGCCAUUUGAGAUGGAGGUGGCCUGCAAUAAGAAGAGGGAGUGGUCAGAGGAAUAUGUCACAGACUUUCGACAUCUCCUGCCAGGUGGACGGAGCCAUGUGCCUUUGGCUGAUCGGCAGGAGGACGGCGAGGAGACUGACGUGUCUUUAAUCACAGGAGCUCUGCGAAGCCACAAUCUGCUGCUCAGUGAGCCUGCAGAGUCCUCGUGUGGCUCCUCUGUGGUCCUCAGGAACCAGACGCUGACUGUCGCCAACACCAACUCAGCUGCAUCUUUCCUGGCAGAACGAAGCUGGCGUGGCUUAGAGCAGAAGUUGGGAGAGACACCUGUGGUGAAGGCAGGAAAGGGCAGGAAAGGCAUAGCUAUUGCCUAUGAAGAGGAAGGAACGUCUUCAUGAUAAAUUAAUUCACAAGACUCCAGUAUUUCAUCAUGUCUGCCUGUGCAUAUUGCUGGAAACUGCAAGUUAAAAUAGAUAUCACUGGCUUUGUGCAUUACUUGCUGAAUCACAGAAUGAUUUUGUCCAAUGUUACAACUUGUCAAAGGUAUUGUGGUCAUGUGAAGAAGAGGUUUAUUUUAAAGAAAAUAUGUUUAAGAAUAAUCUUAAUAAAGAAUAUGUAGGCCCUGACUAAUCAACUUUAACUGAUUAUAAGAUGGUUUUGAUAGAUGA
Messenger RNA from Chelmon rostratus (copperband butterflyfish), 1867 nucleotides. RefSeq names its product diphthamide biosynthesis 2 (gene dph2). Gene Ontology annotation, molecular function: 2-(3-amino-3-carboxypropyl)histidine synthase activity. Gene Ontology annotation, biological process: protein histidyl modification to diphthamide. The coding region runs from base 122 to 1597 and encodes 491 amino acids. NCBI's taxonomy places the organism in Eukaryota, Metazoa, Chordata, Actinopteri, Chaetodontiformes, Chaetodontidae. The record is from RefSeq and is a predicted model, not a curated record. The transcript has 7 exons.